AUGCCAGCCGUGCCACAACAAAAUCAGAGCAACAUGCACGUCCGCCAGCAGGAGGCAUGGAACGUCCAGGUGAUGCAGUUGCAAUGCAUGUUGGGAUUCUGGAACAAGCAGCAAGCCAACUUCCCGAAUCAGAUGAUGAACCAGAUGAACCAGAUGAACCCGAUGAACCAGGUCGGCAUGGGUCUGGCGCCCUGGGCCUGCGGUGCGAUGCCAAUGGCCUUUGCCCCACAGGGCAUGGGCAUGCAAGGGAUGAUCGGCAUGCAGGGUGCUUUUCCUCAGACCAUGCCCUUCUGCGGGCCGCCCAACUUCGAGGGCCCACGAUUCUUCGCCUUCCCAAUGGCACCGGUGCAGCAGCAGGAUCCCAAUAUGGCACAGAUGGGGCAGAGCUCCUCCGCCGAUUGGGGCCAGUUCCAGGGCUAUGAGCAGCCCAAAGUCUGGCGCUGGGCUCCUCCGGCUCCACCAGCCCCGGCGGCCGCACCUCCCGCCCCAGAAGCGGACAUGCCAGAUGACGUGAAGGACUUUGUUGCCAAAGCAUUGGAUGCCCAUGCCUGCUGGGACCUGCAGGACUUCAUUCCAGAUGCCUCGAAUGCUGAGCUGAAGUUCAUGGCAACCCAGCUGCGCGGACACGUGCGCGAGGUGGUGGAAUCGCCGCACGGCAAUCAUGUCCUCCAACGCAUGUUGGAGUUCAUGCCGGCGAAGUCGUUGCAUUUCGUGCUCGAAGAGAUGCUUGCCUGGGCGCCUGCGCCGGUGCUUGCACGCCACCGCUAUGGCUGCCGCGUGCUGGAGCGCAUCUUGGAGCACUUCGCUGAGCCCGCCAUCAAGGGAUUGCUGGAGGAUCUCUUGUACUAUGCCAAGGAGCUGUGCCUUCAUCCCUUCGGAAACUUUGUCAUGCAGAUCUUCAUGGAACACUCCCCGACAAGCUACCGCAAGGCAUUGAUCGAGAUCAUUGCACAGAACAUUGUCCCCAUUGCUGGGGACCACAACGGCUGCGCCGUCCUGGAGAAGGGCCUGAGCUGGGGCAAGGACAAUGAGCGCAAGACCCUCGUGAAAGCCAUCCUCAAGGUGGAAGGCUUGCUCCCAGCCAUGAAGACUCUCCGCGGCGGAGCCAUGGCCAUCGAGGGCGUCUUGGGCAUCGCCACCGGGUGGGCCUUGAGCGAGGCCCAGCGUCAGCUGUCCGGAGGCUCCGCAAAAAUGAUCAAGAGCCGUGGAAGGUGGCGUGCACAGGAUCAGCAGCGCCGCGGCCGUCGCUCCUAG
This is a messenger RNA of Durusdinium trenchii, 1254 nucleotides long. The record is from the annotation of a GenBank genome assembly. NCBI's taxonomy places the organism in Eukaryota, Dinophyceae, Suessiales, Symbiodiniaceae.